Messenger RNA from Diceros bicornis minor, 3923 nucleotides. Its product is annotated as adhesion G protein-coupled receptor E2-like. The transcript is spliced from 18 exons. The record is from RefSeq and is a predicted model, not a curated record. Lineage: Eukaryota; Metazoa; Chordata; Mammalia; Perissodactyla; Rhinocerotidae. Gene Ontology annotation, cellular component: membrane. Gene Ontology annotation, molecular function: G protein-coupled receptor activity; calcium ion binding. Bases 51 to 2249 code for a protein of 732 amino acids. Gene Ontology annotation, biological process: adenylate cyclase-activating G protein-coupled receptor signaling pathway; cell surface receptor signaling pathway.
CGGACCAAGAUCAGACAUCCUCCGUGACUGGGCUUGCUGGACUCUGCACCAUGAUGAAGAGAUUUCUAAGGUUGCUGCCAGGAUUCUCACUGCUGCUGCUUUUGUCAUUGGGACCUACAGCCCAGCACUCUAGAGCCUGUGCUCGCUGGUGCCCUCGGAACUCCAUAUGUGUCAGUGGCACCGCCUGUCUCUGCCAUCCAGGAUUCAUUUCUUUGUCUGGGGAGAUCAUCACCAACCCCGCGGAGACCUGCGAUGACAUCAAUGAGUGUGAAGCCCCCUUGGCAGUGUCCUGUGGGAAAUUCGCAGACUGCCAGAACACGGAAGGGAGCUACUACUGCACAUGCAGCCCAGGAUAUGAGCUUGUUUCUGGAGGAAGAACGUUCAGGAACGAGAAUGAGAACACAUGUCAAGAUGAGGACGAGUGCAGCUCCGGGCGGCAUCAGUGUCACAGCUCCACUGUCUGCGUCAACACUGUGGACUCCUACAGGUGCCGCUGCCGCCCAGGGUGGAUACUGAUUCCUGGGUCCCCCGAUGGCCCCAACAACACCGUCUGCGAAGAGAUCUUCCCCCCGUGGACUCCACCUCUUGGAAUCAUGACCCAGCGUCUCUCCCAGUUCUUUGAAAGAGUUGAGGAUCUGCGCAGAGACUUCAAGUCAGCCUUGGCCCAGGUCACCAUCCAGAACCUCAUGCAGGAGGUGGAUGUUCUGCUGGAGACCCCAGGGGACCUGGAGACCCUGCCCCGCUCUGAGCAGCACUGUGUGGCCUCUAACCUUCUCUUUGGCCUGGAGGAUGUCCUGAGAGGGCUGAGCAAGGCCCUGCCCACUGGGUCAUUGACCUUCAAUUCAUCUGCAGGCACAGAACUGUCCAUGGAGGUGCUGGAGCAAGGAGACAGGAAUGUCAUCUUGAGUCAGAAUCAGGCAAAGAUGCUGCUGAACUGGGAUAUGGUGCAGGAAUCUGGUGACUCAGGCCCUUCUGUGGUGGGCCUUGUCUCCACUCCAGGGAUGGGUAAGUUGCUGGCUGAGGCCCCCCUGGUCCUGGAGCCUGAGAAGCGAGCAGUUGUACAUGAGACGCAUAAGGACUUGCGGCAGGUAGUCUCCCCGGUUCUGCUCUCAGAUGUUUUCACCUCCUUUAUGAACAACAAUGACACCCAGAACCUCAGCUUCCAAGUCACCUUCAUCUUUAACCACUCAGUGACCUCUGGGCCAAGGCAGAGGGUGUUCUGUGUCUUCUGGGAGCGUGGCCAGAAUGGAAGUGGUCAUUGGGCCACCACAGGCUGCAGGGUGGUGGACACCAGAGACACCAGCACCACCUGCCACUGCACCCACCUCAGCAGCUUCGCCGUCCUCAUGGCCCACUACGACGUGCAGGAGGAGGACCCUGUGCUGGCUGUGAUCACCUACAUAGGGCUGAGCCUCUCUCUGCUGUGCCUCCUCCUGGCGGCCCUCACCUUCCUGCUGUGCAGAGCCAUCCAGAACACCAGCACCUCGCUCCACCUGCAGCUCUCCCUCUGCCUCCUCCUGGCCCACCUCCUCUUCCUCACGGCCAUCGACCGAACCAAGAUCAAGGUGUUGUGCGCCCUCAUCGCAGGUGCCUUACACUAUCUCUACCUGGCCUCCUUCACCUGGAUGCUGCUGGAGGGCCUGCACCUCUUCCUCACUGCUCGCAACCUGAUGGUGGUCAACUACUCCAGCGCGAGCAGGUUCAUGAGGAAGCUCAUGUUCCCUGUGGGCUACGGGGUCCCGGCUGUGAUUGUGGCCAUUUCUGCAGCAUCCAGGCCUCACCUUUAUGGAACACCCACCCGCUGCUGGCUCCACUCAGAAAAAGGAUUUAUAUGGGGCUUCCUUGGACCAGUCUGUGCCAUCUUCUCUGUCAAUGAAACUUUCUUUUUGGUGACCCUCUGGAUUUUGAAAAGCAAACUCUCUUCCCUCAACAGUGAUGUGUCCACCCUCCAGAACAAAAGGAUGCUGACAUUUAAAGCAACAGCUCAGCUCUUCAUCUUGGGCUGCACGUGGUGUCUAGGAAUCCUGCAGGUGGGUCCAGCUGCCCACGUCAUGGCCUACCUCUUCACCAUCAUCAACAGCCUGCAGGGUGUCUUCAUCUUCCUCGUGUACUGUCUCCUCAGCCAGCAGGUUCGGGAGCAAUAUGGGAAAUGGUUCAAAAGGGUCAGAAAUAUCAAAGGCAAGUCUGAGACAUAUACGCUUUCCAGCAGAGCCAUGUCUGAUGCCUCCAAACCCAUCAUGGUUUAUUAAAAUAUCUUUUGAACUAUAUCUUCUUGUCCUAUGGAAUAUAAGAAGAGAGGAUAAAAGAAGACUUUGUGGCGUGUUUUUCAAGAAAUCCAUCAUUUCAACAAUGUGAAGGAAGUCAUGUGGACAUGCUCGACACUCAGUUCCUGUGAAAUCUGGAAUUUUCCUGUGCCCUACAGUGUGCUCAGAAAACAUUCAACAUAUAAAAGGCCAGGUGUCGUCCAAUUUUUGAGGUCCUGAAGCCUCUCCUUCCUACAAAGACUAUUCCAGAUGCUGAAAGUCUAUGAGUGGGAAAACCAGCCUCAGUGGAUUUUCACACUGACAACAUGCAAAAGAACGGGGAUAUUCACGCUGUACUCAGGAUUUCUUACUUCCUUUGUUCUAUUUUCUAUGUGUUUAAUUAUUCACUCAUUCAAAAAUAUUGACUACUUACAUGUCCAAGGCAGAGAUCAGGAGAGACAGAGGUCCUGCCUUCAUGGAGCUUUCAGGGGGAAAGGAAGUGAUUUUUACAGCUAGAGUUGACACAGGCUGAAAGAUUUCUAUAAACCAAGUCAUACAGCUGGACAAUUGAGAAUAAACUAUUUCACAGACACCAUCUCAUUUCAUCCUCACACCAGGAUGCAGAUAGUUUAAAAGUUCAGGUCAUGAUAUGUAUAUUUUAGGCUUUGUGGGCCAGUGUAUUAGUCAGGGUUCUCCAGAGAAAUAGAACCUAUAUAUACAUAUAUAUACACAUAUAUAUAUAUAUGUAGAUACAUAUAUAUAUGUAAAGAUAUAUAUAUACACACACACGUAUACCUACAGACACAUACCCACUCACAUACAUUUAUAUGUGUAUAUGAAAAGAUAUAUGUAUUAUGAGGUAAUGACUCACAUGAUAAUGGAGAUUGAGAUGUCCCACAAUCUGCCACAUGCCAUUUGAAUACCCUGGAAAACCUGUGGUAUAGUUUGAAGGCCUGAGAGCUAGAGAGCCAUAGAUUCUGGUCUGGGUCUGAAAGCCUGAGAACCAAGAGCACCGAGGGCAGAAGACUGAUGUCCCAGCUCAAACAGUCCAGCUGAGUUCAUUCAAACUUCCUCUGGCAUUUUCUUCUCUCCAGACCCUCAAUGGGUUGAGUGAUGCCCAUCCACACUGGAGAGGGCCAUCUACUUUACACAGUCCACCAGUUCAAAUGCUAAUCUCUUCUGGAAACACCCUCACAGAUACACCCUGAAAUCAUGCCUAACCAGCUAUGUGGGCAUCCUGUGGCUCAGUCAAGUUGCCACAUAAAAUUAACCAUCACAGCCAGGUAUCUAUAGCAACAACUCAACUCUGCCAUUGUAGCAGGAAAACUGCCAUAGACACUCACAGAUGAAUGAUCAUGGCUGUGUUUUAAUAAAAUGUUAUUUAUGGACAUAAUAUAGAUAUUCAGGGGAGCUCUUCAUCCUACACCAAUUUAUUCAUUGACUCUUCAAAUAUUUAAUGAGCACCCACUCAUUUGAAAGGCAUCAUGCUAAACUGAAAGAAACGAAAAUGAACAAGGCAGACAUGAUCCCCAUGCCCAGGGAUCUUGAGGACCUGUGUAUUAGUCAGCUCAGCCUGCCACAAAAAAAAUACCAUAGACUGGGUGGCUUGAACAACAGAUAUUUCUUUUGUCAUAGCUCUGGAGGCUGGGAAGGCCAAGAUCAAGGUUUGACAGAGUUUGG